Messenger RNA from Emiliania huxleyi CCMP1516, 2146 nucleotides. RefSeq lists its product as hypothetical. Bases 17 to 2110 code for a protein of 697 amino acids. The transcript is spliced from 7 exons. Gene Ontology annotation, molecular function: protein binding. NCBI's taxonomy places the organism in Eukaryota, Haptophyta, Isochrysidales, Noelaerhabdaceae. The record is from RefSeq and is a predicted model, not a curated record.
CGAGAAACAGGCUGCCAUGCUGCGCACCCGGCUCACCGAGGCGCAGUCGCUCCUAAAAUUACGCCCCUGCUGCGGCGAGGGGCCAUGCUACCGCCGCCGCCACCUGCGGUUGCUCGACAAGGUGCCGGGCGACCUGGCGCGCCGCCUCGUCACCGAACUCGCGGGGUGCGAGCGAGGGCUCGGCCGCGAGGAGCUGAUUACGGUGACGCUCAAGACGGCUGCUCGCGGACGUAUCGGGCUCGCGCGGCAGUCCCUCCGCGAGAUGGACGUGCGCGGGGUGCGGCCGUCUAUCACCGCGCACAAUGCAGUGCUCGACGCCCUCGCGCGCCGCCACCGCUGGUCCGAGUGCCUCUCGCUUCUGACGAUGAUGAAGCAAAAGGGGCCGGCGCCGGACGAGCAGUCGUACGCCGCCGCGAUGCGCGCCUCCGCCGCCGCGCCGCUCGGGGCGCAGCUCGCGCGCCAGCUGCUGCCCGAACUCGACUCGCUCGGCGCCGCCAAACACCCGGAGCUCUCGCCGGCGCGCCUCGCCAUGCCGGCGCGUCUCGCGCACGCGCCUGGCGGGGGCGGCGGCGGCGGCGGCGGCGGAGGAGGCGGAGGAGGCGGAGGCGGAGGCGGAGGAGGCCGAGGCGGAGGCCCCGUGGGACGCUCGGGCCAUGCGCGCGCUCUGUCCCGCGCCGACGGCUCUGCUCUCACCGGUUCUGCUCUCACCGCGGCGGUUUCUGCGGCGAGCGGGGAGCCGGGGGGCGGACUCGCGCUGCUGGAGGCGGCGCUCGAGGAGACAGGGCUGCCUGCGCGCGGUGGCAUCUUCGUCGGCGCGCUGCGCGGCUGCGCGGCCCAGCCGGGCCGUUGGGAGGAGGCGCUGGCCGUGUGCGGCCACCUUGAGAAGUGGAUUGAGCAGGACGCGCGACGGGCGAGUCAGCCCCUCGUGGUGAGGGCCCUCACCGCGGCGAUCGCUGCUUGCGAUAAGUCGGCGCAGACGGCGCACGCCAUCGGGCUGCUCGACCGCUUCCGCGCGCUCGGCGUGCCUCCCUCGACCGAGCCUUUCUCCGCAGCCAUCUGCGCGUGCCGGCACGGCGGGGAGGGCGGCGCGGCGACCGCGAGCGGGCUGCUCGCGACGAUGCGCCGCCUGCGGGUGGCUCGGUCGGCGUGGACCUUCAACGCGCUGGUCGAGGUCUACUCUGCCGCGGGCGGGCGGGGCCGCGACGCCAUGGCGCUGCUGGAGACCAUGGCGGCGGAGGGCAUCGAGCCGGACGAGGUGACCUACACCUCCGUCCUCAAGGCGUGUCGCCCGACUCGCGCGGAGGCGGCUAGCCUCUUCGAGAUUGCGCGCGCGGCGGCGAACCAGCGGGCGGCGGCCACGGCGCGGGCGGCGGAGGCGGAGGGGGCGGAGGGGGGUGUGGUGAGAUGCGGGGCGGAGGGCGCGGCGGAAGAGGGGCCGCGGGGCGAGGCGGCGGUGGGCGGGGCGGCGGAUGGAGGGGCGGCGGAGGGCGGGUCAGCGCCGUGGGACGCCGCGAUCCGGUUGCUGGACGAGAUGGAGCUGCGCGGGCUGCCUGCCUCGGUGCGGGCGCACAACGCGGCGAUCGAGCUGCGCGCGGCCGCGUGCGACGCCGCCGGCGCCCGCUGGCUGCUCGAGCGCAUGGAGCGGCGCGGGCUGCAACCGGACGGCUACUCGUACACGUCAGCGAUGAAGGCGUGCGGGCGCGCAGCGGACGCGGCGGCGGCGGCGGAGCUGCUCGAGCGGGCCGAGCUGAUCCCGCGCCGCCGAGGCGGGCAGCGCCAGUGGCUCGAGCGCGUCUACUCGGGCGCGGCGCUCUGCUUCGCCGCGCAGCCUGUUGGCCAGGCGCCCCUCGCGGACGCCCUCUCGCUGCUCGACCGGAUGCGGCGGAGCGGAGUGCGGCCGACGGCGCACACCUACUCCGCCCUGCUCCGCGCCUGCUCGCGGCACGGCGGCGGGCGCGAGGCCAGCGCGCUGCUGUGCGACAUGCGCCGCCUCGGAUUUGCUCCGCCCGCGGAGCAGCGGCAGUUCGCGCUCCGCGCCUCGCACCAGGGUGUCCUCGCCGUCCUCGAAACGCAUGUGGUGGGCGGCGCGGCGCGAGAGGCGAGAGGAUGACGAGUGGGCGAUAUUUACCGCGAAUACAUGUACAUG